AUGAAAAGAAACCAAAUUGAUUUUAUACAUGAUGAUGCAUUCGUAAAUUUAACAUCAUUGAGAGUAUUGGAAUUAGAUGACAAUAUGCUCACUCACAUUCCUAUUGCUCUCACAAAAUUGACCAACUUGCAAGAACUGUCUUUAUCAGGAAAUAAAAUAAAAUAUAUUCCCAGUGGUAUUUUACAAAAAUCACAGGGGCUGGCACACUUGGAGCUAAAAGGAAAUCCAUUAGUUGGUGUAGAUCCUCAUUCUUUUUCAUUUCUUCCAAAACUUAGGAAACUUGUUUUAUCUGAUGCAAGAGAAUUAAAAGAGUUUCCAAGUUUAAAUGGAACUUCAGCUUUGGAAAUACUGAGAAUUGACAGAGCUAGUAUACGUUAUGUUCCAGAAACUCUGUGUAAAACUUGUCCUAGAAUCAAAAGUCUAGAUAUGAAGCUAAAUGAGCUGACUCAUGUUCCUAAUUUAUCAGGUUGUAAAGACUUAAGAAUUUUGGACUUAGCUGGAAACAAAAUUAGUUCAUUGGAAGGGCGCCUGUUUCAAGGUUUAAGUCAAAUGCAUGAUCUAUUAUUGUCCAAAAAUGAAAUUACUAGCAUCCCAAAAGAUGCUUUCUAUGGUCUUUCAAAAUUACAAGUAUUGGAUUUGGAAAGCAAUCUUAUCAAUGAUGUUCAUGAAGAUGCAUUUAUAUAUAUCAAUCAAUUAGAAGAUUUAAAUCUUGGAAAUAAUAUCUUUCCUAUUCUGCCAACUGAAGGGUUGGAUCGUUUAUUGCACCUGAAAACUUUCAACAAUCCAUACUUAAGGAUAUUUCCUCCACCAGAAAAAUUCCCCAGAGUUCAGACAUUAGUAUUGGCUUACGCUUACCAUUGUUGUGCAUUUCUAUCUUUGAUUCCUGCUGACCCUCCUCCAAAAAAUCCAGUACAUGAAUCAGUACUAUUUCCAACAGAUAACGAAUUUGACAUGAGUUUAUGGAAUUCAAGUUUGACUGACAUUUGGCCACAACUUCAAAAUCUAAGCAAAAAGUUUGGUACUCAAAUAAACCAGCUUUGGGAUAAUUUUGGAACAGACUUUACUUAUCCUGGAAACCUUCCUUCAUAUGUAGAAGAAUAUUUUGAAGAGCAGGAAUCAAAUAAACAAACAGACAGCCCUCCUGGAAAAAUUCAGUGCCUACCUACACCUGGUCCUUUUUUACCUUGUGUUGAUCUGUUUGACUGGUGGACAUUGAGAUGUGGAGUGUGGUUAGUAUUUCUUCUUGCAAUGUUGGGAAAUGGAACUGUGGUGUUUGUUCUAAUAUUCUCUAGAAGCAAAAUUGAUGUUCCUCGAUUCCUUGUUUGCAAUCUAGCUGCAGCAGAUUUUUUUAUGGGUGUUUAUCUAGGUAUGUUAGCAGUUGUUGAUGCCUCUACAUUGGGAGAAUUUGAAAUGUAUGCUAUUCCAUGGCAGAUGUCUGCAGGCUGUCAGCUUGCUGGAUUUUUGGGAGUACUUAGUUCUGAGUUAUCUGUUUAUACACUUGCUGUAAUAACACUUGAAAGAAACUAUGCUAUUACUCACGCUAUGCAUCUAAAUAAAAGACUUUCUUUAAAACAUGCUGGUUAUAUUAUGCUCUGUGGUUGGACUUUUGCAAUUUUAAUGGCUAUUUUACCAUUGAUUGGUGUUUCAGAUUACCGAAAAUUCGCAACAUGCUUACCUUUUGAAACUAAUACAUCUUGGAGUCUGACCUAUGUUGUCUUCCUCAUUUUCAUAAAUGGAGUGGCAUUUUUAAUAUUAAUGGGGUGUUAUUUAAAAAUGUAUUGUGCAAUAAGGGGAUCACAAGCUUGGAACUCAAAUGAUUCUAGAAUCGCUAAACGUAUGGCUUUACUUGUAUUUACUGAUUUUUUAUGUUGGUCACCCAUAGCUUUCUUUUCUAUGACUGCAGCCUUUGGGUGGCAAUUAGUGACUUUAGAACAGGCAAAAGUAUUCACAGUUUUUGUAUUACCUUUGAAUUCUUGUUGUAAUCCUUUUUUGUAUGCAAUAUUAACAAAACAGUUCAAAAAAGAUUGUGUUUUAAUAUGCAAAGCUAUUGAAGAAUCUAGAGUAACACGUGGCAUAGGACGGUGUAGGCACAGUUCAAAUUUUAGUAAUCGCCAAACUCCUGCUAAUACCAAUAGCUUAGUUGAUCGUUCUUCAAGAGAUAAUCAAAUCCAUCAGCCUUGCAACUGCAAUGUGAAAUUGCUAGGGGAUAGUGUAAAUUCAAAGAGAACACCAAAGGGAUGGCUGAUUAAUAAAGUUCAUUGGAUGAGAAGCUGCUUAGGUAGAAAUAGUAAUACUAGACACCGCACAAGAUCUGAUCAAUAUGCUUAUCAGAUAGCUGAAAUUCAACAAAAACAACAUAAACGAGCAUCAUCUGUCUCAUCAAGUGAGAACUUCAGUUCUUCAAGAUCUGAUUCAUGGAGACAAAACCACCAUCACUGCGGACUUCCUAUGAGAUUAUUAGAUCCAAAGAGAAGGGCAUCAUCAUGGAUAAUUACUAGGAAAACAUCUCAAGAUUCAAAUUUAUCAAGUUCAAGAAAUGAUUCUUCUGGAUCUGCAACAACUAAUAGUACCACUAUGUCAAGAGUUUCUAGGUCAAGUAAUUCAGGAGAAGUUAGGCCAAAACCACGAUUAACUAGACAGAGUGCUAUACAAGAUGAAUGUGAUUUAUUUGGAUCCCCUGCAAAAUUAACCGUCCGUUUUCUAACCACAAUUCCCUCAGCUGCUGAAACGAGUGUUCAGCAUGAAGAUGACAAUCCUUGCUAUGCAAUUUUACAUGCAAGCCAAGAACAGUCAUCAAAUACUAGUCAAAGCCCAUCUCCAAAUUCAGUUAAACACAAUAAUUCAACUUCAAAAAAGAAACAAAAUUCAUGAGCCAAAGUUUCAGGAUAAAAUUGUCAUUAAGUUAAAUUCUAAAAAAGUUUAAAUGCUGCUUUUACAUUUUCAAAUUGUUAUUCUUGAAAUUCCCAAUAUAUUUCUCGAUGGCAUGAUGUUGACUAAUGUCAAUGGUAUUGUAGUAUUUUGUAUUGGCCAAUCAGAUUAGCCUAAGUCAGUGAAAAGAUAUUAAAAAAAACAUUAUUUUGGGAUUAAAAUACUUAAUUAUAAUAAUGUUAAAAAUAUUGACCAGCUACUGACACUAGUUUGGAACAUAACUCAGUGUCCAAUAAGAUUCUAAAAUAUAAUUACACCAUUUUUUGAUGUUUCAGUUUUUAAGAUAACUAUGAAAUAAAAUAUACUAAUUAAAAUUUAGUUUUAUAGUUAUGCAUAAUUAAAUGUCCCAAUCAAUGUUAGUGCAAAUCUACUGAUUAAUAUGUUGACUGCUCACCUGCAAGAUAACUCUUAGUUGGUAUUCUUGCAUAAGAUGCCAACUACUAGUUAUCUCGUAGUAUUUUGGGUGCUAUAUUUUGAUAUCUAAGAUAAAAAUCUUAGAGCUUUUCUAUUACUACUAUGUAAUAAAAUUUGAGUUUUUAAUAAUAUACUAUGAUUAAAUUAAAUUGGCUUAAAACUGGAAUCCUGAAAAGAACCAUUGGUAGUCAAUAUGUUAAAUAAAUCUAUUUAACUACAGUUAUAAACUUUUAUUAUGCUCCAAU
Nezara viridula (southern green stink bug) is the source of this 3587-nucleotide messenger RNA. Lineage: Eukaryota; Metazoa; Arthropoda; Insecta; Hemiptera; Pentatomidae. The record is from the annotation of a GenBank genome assembly.